Suricata suricatta (meerkat) is the source of this 5538-nucleotide messenger RNA. RefSeq names its product praja ring finger ubiquitin ligase 2 (gene PJA2). The record is from RefSeq and is a predicted model, not a curated record. Bases 217 to 2337 code for a protein of 706 amino acids. The transcript has 10 exons. NCBI's taxonomy places the organism in Eukaryota, Metazoa, Chordata, Mammalia, Carnivora, Herpestidae.
CCGCUGCCGCCGCCGCAGCCGCCUGCCACUGCGCGUUCCGCGGGGGAGGAGUCGGAGGCGGAGAAGAAGGCGGUGGUGGCGGGUGGAGGAUCGAGAGCUGUUCUCGCUCCGGAGCCGCUGCACAGUUCGAAAUCUUCUACGGCUUGUUCGUUGUGUGAAUAGAAGCUAAUUCACAUCCAUAAUUGCACUUAACUGGGCACACGAAAACUGCCAUAUAUGUCACAGUAUACUGAAAAAGAGCCAGCAGUAAUGGAUCAAGAUUCCAGCAAGGCUGCCUGGCCCAAACCAGCAGGAGGAUAUCAGACAAUCACAGGAAGGAGAUACGGAAGAAGACAUGCAUACGUCAGUUUUAAACCAUGUAUGACCAGGCAUGAAAGAAGUUUAGGUCGGGCUGGUGAUGACUAUGAAGUGUUGGAACUAGAUGAUAUUCCAAAGGAAAAUUCCUCAGGUUCCAGUCCAUCGGAUCAAGUUCAUUCUUCUUUACCCAACGACCCUCUGUUUGAAAAAAGUGAAACGGAAGUUCCCAUUUGUGAUACAACAUCAAAUCAAACCAUUGAGAGCAGUCCAUGCUUUGCUGCAGUACACCAUAGUGAGGAAGGCAGGGAGACUUUAGGAAGCAGUACAGAUCUUCAUAAUCACUCUGAGGGAGAAUAUACUCCAGAAGCUUGUGAUGCUUCAAGUGUACAAAAUGGAAUUUCAUUGGUUCAUACUGACUCUUAUGAUCCAGAUGGCACACAUGGAGAGGCCAAUGACCGUCUUCAGCUUUCUGCAGAAGUUGCGGAAGGUGGUGGGUAUCAGGAAGCAUUGAGCAAUACAGUCUUUGAGUUGGCAAAUGGAGAGGUAGAGGCAUACACUGGUCUUUCACCACCGGUUCCCUCUUUUAACUGUGAAGUAAGAGAUGAAUUUGAAGAGUUAGACUCAGCACCUUUAGUCAGAAGUUCUACUGGUGAUACUGAGUUUGUCAGUCAGAACAAUCAGGAAUUUCAGAGGUCUUCUGAAGAUGAAGUUGUUAGAAAGAAACAGCAAAAUAAUACUAGCCAGGAGAGUCAGAGAGAAAAUGCAACUGAAGAUUCAGUGAAUGCUCCUGGGCAUAAUUGUAGUGAACAAAAUACUAGUGAUAAGAACAAGAACAAGGGAAGUUCUCCUGAACAGGUAGUGAGACCCAAAGUUAGAAAACUGAUAAGUUCAAGCCAGGUGGACCAAGAAACAGGUUUGAAUAGGCAUGAAGCUAAACAAAGAAGUGUUCAGAGGUGGAGGGAGGCUUUGGAAGUUGAGGAAAAUGGCUCAGAUGACAUCUUAAUAAAAUGUGAUGACUACGAUGAAGAACAUGAAUGCAUGUUCUUGGAUCCACCAAGAGUUACACGUAGGCAAACCGAACGUAACCAAAUUACAGCAGAAAGUGGAGCCACAGCACGAAGGCAAGAAGUUGUGGAUAACACCUUUUGGAAUGGCUGUCGAGAUUAUUAUUUGGAGUAUGACAAAGAUGAAGACAGUUCAGAAUGCAGUGAUGGAGAGUGGUCUGCUUCUUUGCCUCAUCAAUUUUCUGGUACUGAAAAAGAUCAGUCGUCAAGUGAUGAAAGCUGGGAGACUUUGCCCGGAAAAGAUGAGAAUGAACCUGAACUACGGAGUGAUAGCAGUGGUCCUGAAGAAAACCAAGAAUUAUCUCUACAGGAAGGGGAACAGACAUCCUUGGAAGAGGGAGAAAUUCCUUGGUUACAGUACAAUGAAGUCAAUGAAAGCAGCAGUGAUGAGGGAAAUGAGCCUGCCAAUGAAUUUGCACAGCCAGAAGCUUUCAUGCUGGAUGGUAACAAUAACCUUGAGGAUGACUCCAGUGUGAGUGAGGACUUGGAUGUAGACUGGAGCCUGUUUGACGGCUUUGCAGAUGGACUAGGAGUUGCUGAAGCCAUUUCCUAUGUGGAUCCUCAGUUCCUCACCUACAUGGCUCUGGAAGAACGCUUAGCCCAGGCUAUGGAGACGGCACUUGCACAUUUAGAGUCUCUUGCAGUAGAUGUUGAGGUGGCUAAUCCACCAGCCAGUAAAGAAAGCAUUGAUGGCCUUCCAGAGACCCUUGUUCUUGAAGACCACACUGCAAUUGGUCAGGAGCAGUGCUGUCCGAUCUGUUGCAGUGAGUACAUUAAGGAUGAUAUAGCAACAGAGCUCCCCUGCCACCACUUCUUUCACAAACCUUGUGUCUCGAUUUGGCUACAGAAGUCUGGAACAUGCCCCGUGUGCCGCCGCCAUUUCCCGCCUGCCGUCAUCGAAACAUCGGAUUCUGCUUCUGCCGAGCCUGACCAGGAUGCCCCACCUUCAAAUGACAGUUCUGCAGAAGCCCCCUAAACCUCAACACUUGAAUGAGAUCAUUCUAUCAAAGUAAAUCUGAAAAUUUCUUCUAAAUCUGAUGUGCAAAUAAUUAUAUAUAAAUAAAUUUAAAAUGCUAUAUAUAGUCUAUGCCAUAGUUUAGAAAGAAUAUUAACCUUUCUAAACUAAAUUUAGGUUUGCAGAAAGUACUAAACAUUUUCAAGCUGAAUGUUGAAGCAGUGCAUCCAUUUUCUUUUGGAUAUAUUGGUAUUAAUUGUAAAGUCAAGGUUACUAAUUAACCCUCUCUGGAAGAAAUAAUCACAUAUGUGGCACACAUUAUUGGUUUUGUCUGAGGUACUGCCACUAAGUGAUUGUAAUUAAGUUCUCCUGUUUGCACCAAAUGUGAAAACGGUGAUCACAACAGUAGUAAAAUUUGGUUUCAUUGGAAAUAAAAAGAAUUCUAAAACAUGCUUUUUCAUUGGUCCCUUUGCUUUUGCUACGUCAGACCCUCUUGGUUCAUAAUACUGAGUGAUUUUUUAGGAAAGUGUCUGCUCUUCGAUCUUUGUUUAAAAUUAGGACUUUUUAGAAUGCCAGACAAAAGCCAAAACUUGGGCUAAAAUAUCACAAAAUUUUAAAAUCUUAAAUGUAAUCCCCUUGGAAUGGUUAGGUAGUAAAAUAUAAACUUUUUUUUUUCUAAAUGGUGGAUGUGUUUAAAGUAAGGUUAGUAAAACAUGAGCAUUUUACUAUGGCUGGGGCUUGAGGUGAGGUUAGUAAAGCUCACGAACAAUCUGGCGCGCUCAGUGCGUGGUAUGAUGAGAUGAAUCAGAUGACCUUAUGAAAUCCUUUCUGCUUGGUUACAGUUAUACUUGUGAACAUGGCACAUCUGUUUAAUAAAUAUGGUUUUUAAUUUAUAAAUUUAUAAAUAAAUACAUUUAUAACGAAUGUAAAUACAUUUAGGUGUAUGUAUUUAUUUAUAAAUUUAUAAAUAUUAUAGUUUGUUUAAAAUAACUUUGGUUCUGAAAUAUUUCAGAAAGUCUGAAAACAAGCAAAAGUGUUUCAGCAUCCAUUCUGUUGUAUCCUGAGGGGAAAUCUGAUCCUUACUGGAAGACUAAUUAUACCAGCUUGUAUAAAGGAUAAAAUGGAUGGGGUGUAGAAAAGAUCUGGCUACACUUUUUUACCACAUACCUGAACCUCACUGUAUUAUAAUUUAUUCCUUUAGAGAAUUACUAAACAAGGAUUAUUCAUAGUACAUUUUCAGCGUUUGUUUCUUUACACUAAUUUAUUCUGAUAAAAUAAUUCACCUGGAAAUAAAUGAUAAAAAUAGGUAGUUUCAAAGUAAGCCAAAAUGAGCCCUGGGUGAAAAGAUUAUAUGAUCACCUAGUGACUCUGAGCAGAACUGAACAUGUAACACAGUUUCUUUCUUAUUUACCUUUCUCUAAAAGAGAAAAGAGCCUAAUCCCAGAUUUACCCUCUGAAAGGGUUGUGUUCACAUAUUUCUAUAAAAGUGAGGAAAUGAGCUUUCCUUAGUUGUUUUUAUGGGAAAGUUGACAUUUGGGGUGGUCCAUAAUUAUAUAAUGCCAAAAUAAGAUUGCACAGCUUUCUGUUUAGAUGAUCAUACCCAGUAGGCAAAUAUGUAAAAACAGGGACAUAAUAUUUUACUUCUAAUAUUUAAUUUACAGAUGUAAUUUGAUAUCAGUACCAGAGAAUGAUGGAUAUUAGCAUACCACAUUUGAGCAAGUAAAAUUACAAAGCACGUCAUGAGUAUACAUCCAUCUGAGAAGUACGCUGAUAAUUUAGUUUGGACACAUGAAAGGAAUAUUUCUGUGGCUUCCCAAAUGCAAAAUUAUAAUUUAUAUGUGUAAUUUUCUCUGAGUAUUUAUAUUCCAUCUUGUUUCUCCAUUCUUAAAUGAAUUUUCACUGUUGGCACAUUUGAGGCUUAAAUAUAAGGAACAUAACACUUGCAUUCUAAUUUUUGCAUAUAUUGUAAAUGUGUGUCUGGUAUUUACAGCAAAAUACUGUGUAUCCUUUUAUGGGUAAAACAAAAUUGAACAUUGCAUGCAUGUAAUGUGGUGACUUUGUAAUUUAGGGGUUCUUUGGGGCUUCUGUGACUUUGGAAAUGCUUACAUUCAGGCCUUAAUGUUGCAUUAGCUCGCAUGUUUUCCUUCUGAUGUAUAUAGUCACUGUUGUAUAAACUAAUCUUUGCUUGUUUUCUACUCUGUGAUCUUUCCAUACCAUAUUUCAUUGAUGAUCAGUUAGUGUCAAGGAGUCAAAUCAGAUUAAAAUUAAUUCUCAUGUGUAUAUUGUGAACUUUGUGGCUAGUGUGAUUUUUAAUUUCUUCUUUUUCUUGUUUCUCUUUUGUAGUGUUUCCUUCCUUUAAGUAAUAUUGAUCAGUUGUGACACUCGUUAGACUGACAUUGCUACAGAUUUCUCUGUAGUAAGUAAGCCACACAUUAUAUUUAGGCAGUAUUAAGGGAUGUCAGUUUUCUUCUCCUAGAUAGCAGCUGUCCCAAAGAAAAUAUUUCUUCUUUUCCUGUUAAGAUUUAGCUAUUAUCUGCCAGUUGUUAAGAGGUUUUGGUUCCAAACUCAACCAGCAGUGUUGAGAGCUGAACUUAAGUAACUGUUGUACUUUUUGCUUUCCAUCUGUUCCUAUCCUUCUUUCUUGGCUCCCUACUAUCUAUAAACAGCUGCUAUGAAGGAGAAAAGUUGAAUUAGAGUUGGCUUAAAAAUUUUUUUCAAGAAAUUUUGAGAUUUAAGAUUUUCAUUGUAACAAGUUGACAUAAGCUGAGGUGGAGAAGUUCAGAUACCAAAAUAUUGUUAGAUUCUCUGAAACACUGUUUGGAUCCUUUUGGAAAAGUUAAGAAUAUAUGAAGGUAAAUUAGGAAUAAGUAUAAAUAUUGAUAAAAGUAUUGCUUCUCUUAUUUCUCUAUAAGUGACUUGACCUAAUAAUUUUUUUUUAACAUUUUCUUCUUCCUUGUAAUAUGAAUGAUGAUAUUUAAAGGUAGAUCCAUGUGGUUUUCUGUUGUGUUUCUUAAUUGUUUAUCUCUGAGCUAACUAACUCUUAAGAUUAUUUGUGAUUUGGAUUUAUAUAUAAGCUGUUAAAUAUAUAUGAACUGUUAAAAUGGAAUGCAAGCUUUUCAAAAGCCCAAGUCUAAAUGUAAUGGUUGGUUUAUUGUUCAACAACCCCAGUCCAUCAUUUUCUGUGUAAAUCAUAAACAAUAAACAGGAUGUACUCAGUGGUCA